AUGAAAAUUAUUAUUAAAACAUUAAGCGGAUAAAACUUUCCUUUGGAUGUGGAAGGAUCAGAUACAGUAUAUAAUUAAUCAAAAUAUUUUAGAUUUCUGAUGUGAAAGAAAAGAUCUUUUAAGUGAAACAAUUUGAAGUUAGUCAACAAAAAUUAUUAAGAAAAGGUACACUCUUAGAUGAUAAAACCACUAUUGCAGAAUUGGGAAUAUAAGAAAACGAAUUUUUAGUAGUCAUGGUUAAUGCCAAAGUAAUUAAAUUUAUUUAAAAUAUUCAUAGAAAUCAGCACCUCAGUAGCCAUAACCAGUCUAACAACCACCUGCCUAAUAGCCAGUUCAAUAACAGCCAGCUUAAUAACCUGCUUAAUAAUUACCCCCACAAUAAUAGCCUCAACCUUAAGUAGCUCCAGUUGUUAAACCAGCAGCAUCUGGAACAGGAUUGCUAUCCGGUCCAGAGUAUGACAAAGCUAUCGAGUAGUUAAUGUCUAUGGGAUUCCAAAGAGAGGAAUGCGUAAAUGCUAUGAAGGCAGCAUUCAAUAACCCUGAUAGAGCUGUUGAAUACUUAUUAAAUGUAUUCUAAAUUCUAUAAUUAGGGCAUACCUCCUGGUGCUACAUCACAUCCUCCUGCUCCAGUUGCUAGCGGACAAGGAUAACCACCUGCUGCACAAUCGCAAGUUGGUUAGCCAAAUUAACUCUAAGAACUAAGAUAGUUAUACUAAUAGAAUCCAUAAGCCGUUCUCUAAUUAUUACCUUAAUUGAUGCUAUAAAUUUAAUAGACAAAUCCAUAGUUAUACGCUUAAGUUUCAUAAAACCCUGAAAUGUUAUUACAAAUGCUUAUGGGUGCAGGAUAAUAGGGACCUCCUCCAGGAUCUAUCCAAUUGACUUAAUAAGAAUUUAAAGAUGUUGAAACUGUACUUGUAUUGAUUCUAUUUUAGAUUAUGUAACUCGGUUUUACUAAAUAAGACUCUUUGGAAGGUUAUAUAGCAUGUGAUAAAAAUGUGGAAUUUGCAAUUAACUACUUAUUUGAGAAGCAAGCAAAUGGAGAUCUUUUUAGUAAGUUCUUUCACUAAAUUUAGGCUAACAUGUUCAAAGAGAACAAGCUAAUCCCCCUAAUCAAUAACCACCUGGCGGAAAUGAUGGACCAUUGGAUGAAGAAGAUGACGAUGAUGUUUAUUAAUGAUAUAUUAUUAUUCAUAAUAUUAAUUUCAAU
Messenger RNA from Paramecium octaurelia, 1207 nucleotides. Lineage: Eukaryota; Ciliophora; Oligohymenophorea; Peniculida; Parameciidae. The record is from the annotation of a GenBank genome assembly.